CGGCGACAUAGAAAGUCAUGGGAAGUCUCCGACAGUGCUUCACGCCUUCUUGCGUAUUUGAGCGUGUACCAUGUGUCCGUACGAAGCAUGGAAUGCUUAGACAAAGCCGAACAAAGUGGCAGCAGAAAGAAGGGGAUCCCUCACGUCUUGUGGGAUCCCUGACCAUUCUGAAAAGUUCGUUAAAUUUAAGUUCGUGCCUUGUUUUCGCCACAACAGCCCCAACAAAGUGGAACUGGAGGCCGCUGUCGCCGGCAGUGGUAGCUGCUUAGGACUUGAUAUCGCGGCAACUGCACCCCCAUUCUUUUGGGGCAAAAAAGGCUUUUUCCCCUAUGUGUAAUUGAGUUUCGAUCAGGAAGGCGCUUAACAAGGUACCCUCACCAUCGUGUUUCACACCGUUGCUCGUGUGCUUGCCAGGCAACGUUUCACACUCGCAUUACGCACCAGCGCGUCUCAAGGAGGUUGCCCAGCUGUCGGUCAGUCUCUCGAAAACGAGAUACGGACCCGCCAUUUACGGACGCACUUUGCGACUCACCUGCCAGAAUUUGCCUUCCUAUUUAUCCCGUGUAGUCAGUUUUUGAUAGAGCGGUCUGUUUUCCUUCGGUGCUGCCAGUUAGAAUGCGUUUUACUGACCUGUGAUCUCGUUCGAGCUAUCCCCUUCCGCUGCAGCUCGUCUAGCCGUCGACCGACAGCCAAUGAGCGUUUUUGGCAGCUUUUUCUCGGUUUGUCUUCUACCGCGUUCACGUUGGUUUUCACUUGCGUGUGACACGCACGCUGCAUCGUGUGUCCUCUGUAGCCAAAAAGAAAUUCACUGCCCACAUGUCGCUGUUUUAGCGGCAAAGAAGUGCAUCUCAUGCUGCAUUCGCUAACAAAGGCGGUUUCGUAAGGAGCAUGUUCCCAAUCUGUGACACUCUGGAGCGCUUCUACGCUUCUCUGCAUGUGUCGAGUUUGUGUUUAGUAAGUCAACGUCUCGGUCCGAUUCGAUAAAUAUUUUGCGUCCUCUGCUGACAGCUUGAGCACCAUUCCACAGUACAGUGUCUGUCAGGUCGUGCAUAUGUGGUCUCGUGUUCCCAGUCCCGAGUUGAUGUGCGCGUCGCCAAUUUCUCAUCCUUUCAGUCGCCCAGGCUGCUGCUUCAGAGAAAACCUGCAUUUCUCUGCCCUCAAAGCCGUACUCUCCUCCCCGCUUCUAUUUACUUUUUUUUCCAGCCGAUCCUGACCAUCAGGCGGCCUUCCACAUUCAGUUGCGCCGUGUCAGCGCUUACCGGUCGUCGUGUGUAUUCCGCCUUUGACCUAACGGAAUGAAGCUAUUGAGUGUAGAAUUCGAGUGAGAUCGAGACGGUUCCAGGCAGCCAUAGGGUUUAAUAGGGAACAACCACUGCAAACAUACUCAGCCCGCCUAGUGCCAUUUCUCAUCCUGACGUCAGAUAUCUGCAAAUAUAACUUUUGUUAGUUGCACGUACUAUAUUGAAUCAAGUUCUAGUCUCAUUCAAAUAUUCCGUGAGAUGUUUCCUGUUUUCUGGCGAACCCGGCGGCUGCCUGCUGCUCCGACGAGGCCUCCGCCAGCGCUUCCAUCUUCAGAGCCUCCUGUUGUGGACCUUCGAGCUUCCUCCGAGGACCCAGCCCCAGAAAAAUCUGUGAACUCUCCGGUUUCUCCAUCCUGCAGAGGAGGCGUGUCUGUGCCGUCAGGCAACCACAGAGGAACCCCGGGUGUGGUGAGAGAGAAUUCGAGAGCUUCGUCUCUAGGCGAGGACGAAGGCGGAGUUGAGGCGAGCGGUGAAGACAACCGGGGCAUGUGCUGGGUGAGCUCGGUGGGCAGUGUUCCCUCUGUCAGCGGCUUGGAUUCAAAUGCCAGUUCACCGCCACUGUCUCAUGGCCACUCGGAGCCAGAUGCAGACAGCAACGAGAGCCCCAGUGACACCGAGGAGCCGGCUGUCGAUCAGCUGCGGUCUGGGUCUCCUGCAAGACAAGGGAAGGCAGAGCAGGCGGGUUAUGUGCGUGCAUUUGGAAGUCCGUUCCCCUCCAGCGCAUCCAAAGGAGACGGAUUCUGCAGUUCACCGCAUCUUCACCCCCAUUCAGAGGGACCGUGCCCGACAGUUGAAUCCCUCGCCGCUUCAUCAGGUUCCUCUGGAAGAAUCCUGCUUCCUUCUUCGCUGCUCCAUCCUGCAAAGCAGGACAUUUCAAAUGUUACGUCCCACUCUGUGGCGAUUUCUUUUCACUCCGAUGCGUGUACGCGAGUGCCCGAGGCAGGCCAGGCCCUUCAGAAGGCUUCUCACGUGACUUUGUCUCCUUCGUUGGGGGCAACUCUAUCGAACUCAGAGGGAGGCGACUUCUGCGUUGUCGAACGCAGUGUCGGAGGAACUGGGAGCGCUGCCUGGGUUGCAAGCGGGGAAGGCGCGCGAGUCUCGCCCAGUGGUUCUUCGAGCCUACGGCCCCGUUCCCACCACCCCGUAACUCCUCAGGGAGAACCUCUUGUUUCAUCUGUUGCUCGAUCCUCUUCCAGAGGGGAGGGGAGCAGGCGACCGUUUCUGUCGACUCCUGAAGACUCCUCCCGGCGGCAGUGUCUGCACAGCGGAAUGGGGGACUCCUGCUACGUAGUCGAGCCCCCGGCGACGCACUCUCAGCUUCGCCCAGAGUCACGAGGUACGAGCGAAAAUGGUUUUCGUUUCUUUCCUCUUCCGAGGCAGUCUGUCUCGGAAGCGUCUGCGUCUUUUUCCGGAGUGGAAGUCGAGAGACCUGAUAGUCAAGGUGACAGGCAUUCGAAUACAGGCAACGAGGGAGCGGGGGCACACGCGUCCUGGGUGCCUCACAGUAGCCCGGAAAAUCGUGGCCUAGUGAGAAGCGGGGUCGAGGAACACGGAGAGGAAACAGUGCAUGGCUCAUGGCAGGCGCUGUCUCCGACCCGAACGGAGGAAGAGGGAUACUCUGAGCCGAGAUUCAGUGAGGAAGAAUUGACUCGGACUCACCCCAGGAGGCGCACUGAAGAAUUAGAUCUGCCAGGCACGGAAGCUGAGCGUGUCUGGACAGCUGGUAACCCCGCACUUUACGGGGAAGCAAUUCCCGACCUGAGUUUUCGGAGCGCAAUCGAGCAGGCUCAAGAUCGCCACGCAAACGAAGAUACAGUACGACAAAAGCGGAAGGAAGCUGGAACGGUUGCUCGCGAGCAGGGGCGUCGAGACACGAGAGCAUUUUCUGGCAGUGGACAUGCGAUUCCCCAAAGGAAUACAGCAGGCCAUGGCCUCACUCAGACGCUGGUUUCACAUUCGGCGCCUCCUUGCUUUCUCUCACCUUCGUCGUCUGCAGAUGGCGGCGAAGACGAAGGAUUGCAGAGACGCGCCUCUCUCAGUUCUGUCCGUGACAAGCACUCGAGCAACCUGGCGGCAGGUUCGCAGGGCCAUGCCAGCGGACUUGUCCAGACCGCUGUCCUUCUUUGGGAAGAGCGACUGCAGCAGCAGGCGGAAAAUUCGCCUCGUCGCGAACCUGGAACUCCCAGAGAUGCUUCUCGGUUUGGCAGUCCUUUCCCUUUGCGUGAGGUGUCUCGACGGGGCAGAAGCAUGAGUUCUGCGGGUUCCCACGCGCCCCGCAAUGUUCGAGAGGUCGCUGUCGGCACCAGCGACGACGCCAACUCAGCGGGCAGUGUCUGUGCAACUCAGACAGACGUACAACCCCUCGACCCCAAAGGCCGCAAUCUUCAUCCUACACCCCGCGCCGUUCCCUCUAGCAUCGCAGCCACCGCCUCAACCUUCCCAUCUUUUUCUCGAUGGGGAGCCCAAGCAGGUGUGUUGGGCCCGCACCCGCUCUUCGUUGGCACCGAAUGCCGACCUACGAGCGUUCUGCAGCUGCUUCUAUCGCGCGAGAUUGGUUCCCUCCCUCAAGUGAACCGGUCAGCUGGGCCACUUGCAGAGGCUGAGGCCGGCGCCAGUGGACGGAGUGCCGGUGGGAGGACUCUGGUAUCUUGCGACAAAAGCGAAGUCUGCCCCGUCCUUCAGCCAGGCCUGAGAGGCGUCGUUCCAGACGGGGUAGGCGGCGACGGGUCUUCCGGACAAAUGACAGAACCCUUUUCCUCGGGAUCUUGUCCCGUCACCGGCCUGGUGGGCCUGACUCGCGGAUUCUACUGUGGAGAACCGGUGGCCCGCAACAUUGCACUCAACGACUUUUCCAGCGUCAGCACCAUUCUGAGCGAAGUUCAGGAAUGCGAGAGCAACCGGGAAGACGGAAACGGUGCAACAAACCGAUCUAUUCGUACUACCCUUCUUCGACAGGUCCAGGUAAAGCUGGAGAAACAGUGCAAGAGACGUUUUCUUGGCAAAACACACCGCUUCAAUAUUCUCCUGACUGGAGAAGGACAAUCAGGAAAGACGACUCUUCUCAACGAGAUGUUUUCCAAUUGGCACCGCGUCUCGUCGCGGUCUGUUUGCUGUGGCGAGGAAGUUGUCUUUCAGCUCGGAGAGUGUCGCCCGUUGUUCGAAGUGGCAGUGACAGAGGCGUCACACGAGCUGUUGGCCAUCCCAUACUGCGAGCUUAAGCUCCUGGACCACCUGGAUAGAAAGAAGCAACUUGGGCAGUGCAUCGAUGACCGGAUUCACGUCGUUUUGUGGCUGUUGAGACCAUGCGAAGGAGCCUUGACGCCGCAAAGACUCCUGAUUCUCCGUCGGUUGAGAAAGCUCUGCUGUGUCUUCCCGAUCCUCGCUAUGAGCGACACCGUUGACGUCUCGCUUCUCGGACGCUACCGAGAGAGGUUCCACGUGGAACUGACGGGUGCAGGCAUCAGUCCCCCACACGAGUGGCUGUUUGGCGAGGGAGCGGCGGCUGCUCCAAGUGCCUCGGUGAAGUUUACUUUUCAAACACCGGUGAACGGAAACUGUCCGUCGCCUGGACACCUUCUCCGUCCUGCUUCCCAAGCGACCCAAGUAAACGUGCAGGUCUGUGGUACCGAACCUGUGAGUUCGACUGCGUACCCGAAUCUUGAAACGCGCGACAUAAAAUCUACAUGCGUAGACCCGAUUCUUCAGCUACCAUGGGUGGGAAUACGCUCUGGAGUGGACGAGAGAACGGUAUCUCCGGGGGCGUCUCUUCCGACGGGUGGAAACCGACAUCUGCAUCAGACAUCUGGUGCCACGGAGCCAAGUGACGCGGGUGCUCGGGAUGAACGCCACAGAGAAGCAUGUGAAGAACAUGAAUGUGUAUGUGAGGCGUCAAUCUGUCAGUUGUCUCACGACAUUCUUCAUGACGAAACACGCAAUGAGGAGCGGAACAGCGGAGAACACAGUCAGACACAGUCCGACAGAAGGCAGCAAAGUAGUGACGGAGGCAGCGGCGGAUCUGACGACUCGCACGAAAAGAAUCCCACUGCUUCUUCAGAGACCGUCGGUGCCCCAGUCCUGCAUGCGCAAAAUAGUCCACUUUCUUUUCCUUUUAGUGCAGUUGCCGCGAACGAGACGCUAGAGCUGGACACCCAAGAAGGAAUGAAAACUCUAGGGGAAACACAGAUAGGUUGCAGUGGAUGCACGCCUGCGGAGCGACAAAACAGACUAUGUCCACGAGGACGGGGAAGUGGUAUGCCUGUGCCAACAGGGAAGGCAUUCUCAAUGAAGGACUCAGAUUCACUUUUCUGUAGAGGAUCCUCAAGAAAUACUCCCGUUGAGAGCCCGUGCUCCCGGCAAGGCACUUUGUCGCAUGUCCACCCGGUGGUGGUCCCAGAGCCAUCCUAUUCUCAACCACUUGUGCAGGCCGGGUCUGCAGUUUCGUCUCUCGAGUCUCUCGGUGCCUCCUCAGGCUGGGUAGCAUCGGUCCAUCGGUCUGCCUUAGCGUUCCCACUCUUGCUGGACUGUGGUUCUAGUUUCGUACAGCAAGACAGCAGAUACGGUUACCCGCGAUUCGAAGGCGUCCCGCCCUCCUCACCUGCCUUCCUCCGUUUGUUACUUGUGGAAGGCAGCGCUUUGUUGCUACUGGAUGUGGCCAAAGAAAAGUGUUUUUCGCCCUUUUAUAAGCUCUUCUGGUCGCGCGAGGAAGCACAGCAGCUCAACAAAAAGAAUGCCUUGGCCGCGUGGCAACAGCAUCAAGCUCCUGCACUUCAUCGACUUGAUCAACUUCGCCUUCUUUUAACGGAGGUGCACCGACGCACGCUACGGCAAGGCGUCGUGACUCAUAUGGUAGGAGGACAGACGGGGUGUAGACGUCUUGAGAGGAGCAGCGAACGGGAGAAAGGUGAUAGGAGUAGAACGGAGAGCGGAGGUACGUCGGAAGUUCCUCGUGGAGCAGGCAGGGAGGGAGACGAAACGAGAGAGAAUGGCGACAGCCUCGAUCCUGAGGGCGGAAGCAGCAACGCGGGAAUCGUAAAAGCCGUGGGAGAGAGAAAACUAUUUCAGCAAGCGAGUGAUUGCUCGGAACAGAAACUGAUGCAGCAAGAGAUUCGGCAAAUAGAGAUGCAGAUCAGACGAAUUCAACAGCAAAUCGAGCUAGUUCAGCGGGAUCAGCGCGAAAAGCAGGCCAAGGUACUUCAACGGCAGUUAGAAAGGCAACAUGGGGACACGGGAUUAACUUGGCCGGACGAGGAAGAAACAACAAGGGCGGGCAAAGAGCGGAACAGGAGGCGCGACGAUGGAGAGCUGGGAGGCGUUGUCCUCCAGGUGACACAAAUGGGCCUCGUCAGCGCCGUCAUGGUUGGUGUAGGAGCUCUAAUUUUCUCUUCGAUAAAGAAGGGAGCGUGAUAUUUUGGGUCAUGUUUUGAACGGGUGAAGACGAGUAUCAAAGUCAGGGUAUUGCGGCCUGGUGGAAGCUACUGAAUGAAAUGCUCCCCCGGGUUUCCUCAUCCACGGGGGAAAGAGUCGACACGGGCAAUUCCCGGCAACGUCGAGACACCGAAAUAAAGAAGAUCCGCUAGCGAUUGCGCCAUUGGGGCCCGCGGACGAAGAAACGGGCUCGAAGUGUGUGGUUUCUUUAUUUUCCACUUGUGCGCUGACGUGAAAGGCGUUACACCGUAGAGAAGAGGAAGCGUACUAAUCUGGGGUAAAGUUCGUGAUUGGAGUUUUGCUUAGCCUUCCUCCGUUUGCAUCGGCGCGCGACCGAAGCCGGCUUGCGUUUAUCUUCCGCCCUGGCAAAUCGGUUUUCUGUGCCGCAGCCCGCCAAGGACGCAGGUGACCAAUGUAGCUGCAACUGAAGAGGAGCCGUAUGCAAUGGGUUCGGUUAAACAGUUCCCUCGUUACAACCCCUGUGGGUCUGGCAUUCGAGCGGUUUUCUGUCUCCGAAAGAAAGUGUAAAGCACACUGAAGAAUAAACCUUUCCCGCAGCUGAACAAACCUGCUUGUGGUACCAUCCUGGCGUCCUUUCCCCGUUCUCAUCCUCCACAGUUACUGUCAUCUUCCAGAAGACGGACUGACCCGUUCUCUUCUAUUGCACACCGUUUUUUUGAGAAGUCUACAUGAUCCAGUGAUUCGAAGUGUCGUCGUGUUCGGUUCUGACGAAUAUACAUGUAUUUACAUUUGUGCGGGUAUUGUGCAUGGGACAGGUACAUACAAUUUGACUAGACUUAAUGUGUAUACAUUUAUGAGUGAUAAUCCAUGUUUGGCUUCGUAUGCAUACACAUGCAAGUAUGUGGGUACCCAUACUGGUUCUUAAACAUAGGCAUCUACUUGCUCAUAUAUGUACGCAUUAAUGUAUGCAUUUUCAUGAGGUGAACUCGAUGAAAUCGUUUUUCCAUUCGCCCAGGGUCACCGUGCCUGAAGAGUGAUUGUGUGGUGGGCGAAUGUCAGAGUAAUUUUUCCUGAGCCUUUGUGAUGACUUUUUGAAGCUGUCCCGAAA
This is a messenger RNA of Toxoplasma gondii ME49, 7794 nucleotides long. RefSeq lists its product as hypothetical. The record is from RefSeq and is a predicted model, not a curated record. Lineage: Eukaryota; Apicomplexa; Conoidasida; Eucoccidiorida; Sarcocystidae. The transcript has 7 exons. Bases 1500 to 6704 code for a protein of 1734 amino acids.